AUGAGAAAUCAAGUAUUGGGUGUUGCAACACAGGUUCCGGUGAUGGCAAUUGUGAUACUCUUGGUCUUGUUGUUUGUAGGUAUCGGCAUUAUAGUCGUAAUUCAUAUCUGCAUGGUUGGGAGGGCUUUCAGGAGGGGAUUUGGGAACAGGAACAGCAGCAAUAACAUGGUGGUGGAGAGGGGGGAGCUUGGGAGCAGAAGCAUGUCCAGAGAGGAGCUUCCUUGUUUCGAUUUCAAAGCAAAAGAGAUAAAGGGCGCCACUCCUAGUCCUUGUCCUGCGGACUGUGCUGUUUGCUUAGAGGACUUCAAGGCCGGAGAGAAGUGCCGGUUGUUGCCUCUAGGUAGUGCUGAUUUUGACAGGGCUGUUGAAGAAAGUAGCCGAUAUGUUGCUGCUGGGGUUCGCAGAGACCAAGUCAAUAUUGUUUCUGGAACAGAGGGACAACACACGGGGAAUGUCGGGACCAAGUUUAAGAACUCUGAGAGCGCCAAUACAGUAGAAUACUAUUUUUAG
Messenger RNA from Coffea eugenioides, 510 nucleotides. RefSeq lists its product as uncharacterized. The record is from RefSeq and is a predicted model, not a curated record. NCBI's taxonomy places the organism in Eukaryota, Viridiplantae, Streptophyta, Magnoliopsida, Gentianales, Rubiaceae. The transcript is spliced from 3 exons. Bases 1 to 510 code for a protein of 169 amino acids.